This is a messenger RNA of Penicillium hordei, 657 nucleotides long. RefSeq names its product Mob1/phocein family protein. Gene Ontology annotation, molecular function: protein kinase activator activity. Gene Ontology annotation, biological process: cell division; positive regulation of protein phosphorylation; signal transduction. The transcript is spliced from 5 exons. Bases 1 to 657 code for a protein of 218 amino acids. Gene Ontology annotation, cellular component: nucleus; cytoplasm. Lineage: Eukaryota; Fungi; Ascomycota; Eurotiomycetes; Eurotiales; Aspergillaceae. The record is from RefSeq and is a predicted model, not a curated record.
AUGGCUUCGUUCAUCACCACCAUCAAUGCUCGCACACGCGCCCCUUUCAAGCCCCGCUCGGCCGCCAAGGGCACAAGCAGUUAUCAGCUACGACAGUUCGCCGAGGCCACACUUGGAAGCGGUAGCUUGCGCAAGGCUGUAAAGCUGCCCGAAGGCGAAGAUCAGAAUGAAUGGCUCGCCGUCAACAUUGUCGACUUUUACAACCAGAUCAACCUUCUCUACGGCUCAAUAACUGAGUUUUGCUCACCGCAGACAUGUCCCGAGAUGAAGGCUACAGAUGAGUUCGAGUACCUCUGGCAAGACUCGGAGAAUUUCAAGCGGCCAACCAAGAUGUCUGCCCCGGAAUAUAUUGAGCACUUGAUGGCCUGGGUUCAGAGCAACGUCGACAACGAACAAAUGUUCCCUAGCCGGAUCGGUGUCCCAUUCCCCAAGACGUUCCCCAGUCUUCUCCGCCAGAUCUUCAAGCGUCUAUACCGUGUCUACGCUCACAUCUACUGCCACCAUUAUCCAGUGGUAGUGCACCUCGGCCUCGAGCCUCACCUCAACACCAGCUUCAAGCACUAUGUCUUGUUCAUUGAUGAGCACAAGCUGGCCAGUGGGAAGGACUUCUGGGGACCACUGGGUGAUUUGGUGGAUAGUAUGUUACGAAGCGACUAA